AUGCCAGAGAUCAACUUCUACGACCCUGUUUGCGCUGUGUCCGAGGCUCGCCAGAAAGAAGCGACCAAAGCGCUAAAUAAGGCCGUGGACCAAGCCGAUCUAGAAAGAUACCCUUACAUCGACAUUGUUUUUGGUGACGGCGGUUUAUUCACUUACCGCUGUUACUCUGAUUCGGAGAAGAAGAUCGGCCAGCAGGGUCCUUCAGGCGCGUGCAAGAUUUAA
Clonostachys solani is the source of this 222-nucleotide messenger RNA. The record is from the annotation of a GenBank genome assembly. Lineage: Eukaryota; Fungi; Ascomycota; Sordariomycetes; Hypocreales; Bionectriaceae.